UGAGCCCACUAAUGCACCAUGAUUGCGGACUCGAUGUGACUACACACGGAAAUGACAGCCAGUUGUAACCCGAGCUAUGUCAUUACAGGGGAGGAAUUUGUUCACCGGAUAGAAAAUGGAUCUCAAAAGUUGCUGGCAGAUCCGUGCCGGAACAAUGUUGACGUAUGUUCAGUCGGAGGCCGGUCCAUCGCUAUUAACCCCCGCCUUGCACGCCCGCGGUAUUUUCAGAGAGAAAAUUAUAAUGUCAAGAGGAACCCGGCGAUGGUAUUAAGGCAGUGGUAGGGACGCGAUUACGGUACAUACAGGCGGAGUGGCGAGGGAAGAUAAGAGGCAGCGCGCCAUGGUAGCGGCCCUGGGAAGUUUGUGCACCGCGGAAAUGUUGCUCACGGUUCUGGUAAUGCUGAUGACGUCCAGGACGGUUACCUCCACCAGGUCCUGUCCCCGCGUGUGUCGCUGCAGCGGCUCGCACUUCUACGUCGACUGCGGGGCCCGGGGCCUGACAAAAGUGCCAAAAUUUGUGCCCUACGUGGUGCAAUCUUUCACUCUCCCCAACAACAAUAUCACCAGGCUGGGUGUAGACCAGUUCGUCAGCCUGCAGCAGCUGGAGAUCCUGCAGCUAAGUGAUAACAUCAUAUCAGAGAUAGACGAUGGUGCUUUCAACAACCUGACGAAGUUGGAAACUCUUGAACUACACAACAACAGACUGACGUCUGUGCCGUCGGCGGCUUUCGCUUCCUUAGUGGGGCUCCGGGAACUGUGGAUUGGAAGGAAUCCUAUUAUCAGUCUUCAAGCAAAUGCUUUCUCACCUCUACAAAGGUUGCGAUUCCUCGACCUUGGGGAGCUCAGUCGUCUUCAGACGGUGUCAAAGGAUGCGUUUUCAGGUCUAAGGCGGCUGGUCUACUUGAACAUGGCAAUGUCGAACCUUAAAAGUGUGCCUUAUCUUCAGUAUCUAACAAGUCUUGAGGGGCUGGACUUGUCAGGUAACUACAUUGAAGUGCUCAGAACAAAAGACUUUUUGAACUUGACGACAUUGCGUAGACUCACUAUAGUGUUUUCAUCCGUCAAAACCAUACAGCCAAAUGCUUUUAAUGACUUAUCAAGAGUACAAGAAUUGGAUUUAUCAUACAAUAACUUGACUGUGUUGCCUCCAGAGUUGACCUACUCUCUAUAUUCUUUAAGGAGAAUUGAUCUUAGCGAAAACCCUUGGAACUGUACGUGUGAGCUUUCGUGGUUGGUGGGUUGGUUAAGCGUUCAUGUACAGAACAGAACUGUGGAUUGGAUAGGAACCUGUGAAACUCCAGUUAGCCUACAGGGCACAGCGCUGGUGAAUCUUCAGCAGUACAUGCUACAAUGCCCCGACGAGAACGGGACCAACCCACGGCUAGAGGUUCCCGAGGGGGAUAGCGCGUCCCUCUUCUGCAAUAACGGCAAGGCGAGAGAGGUAAGCUGGAUAACCCCCAAUGGGACCGUGAUGAGCCACGGCUCGUACAAAGUCAGGGUCAGGGUGUUUAAUGACGGAUCACUCAACAUCACAAGCGUAACGAUGAGCGAUUCGGGACUGUACAGAUGCAUGUCGGAUAAAAUGUCUAGCAACAAAUGGUCGGGAACGAUCUUGAAAGUCAUCCCGAGGAAACCAAAGUCUGCCGGCAGCACGGACUUCCCGGUUGUAGGAACGCCGGUGGAGAGCUUCACCAUCAGCACUAACUCGUGCGAGGAGGUGACAGAGAUGGAUGUUGGCGGUCAGAAUAAGUCCUAUGAUGACAACAUGACUGCCUCGCCUCCCGUUAACGUGGCUCCCGGUGGAAACGGCGAGACGGAUGAUAAUGCGGACUACGAGCCGGGGAAGGAACCGGUGGAUCACAAGAAAUACAUCAUAUCAUCUAUUGUCUCUUUGAUUUCCUUCGGAUUCCUCAUGUGGACGGUGUGCUUUCUGUGUGCUCGAUGCACGAGGGCGAGGAGAAGGAGAAAGAAGAAAAAGGCUGCAGCUCGAGGGCAGUGCUCAGAGUCCAAUAGUUGUAACUCUAUCAGUAACCACCACAUGCCGGCUGUCGUGGAUGUGUACGGUGUCGGUACGUCAGGAGACAGUCCCUGUAAGGGCAACUGUGCCACGUUAAAGACGUUUGGAGAAAAGGGAGGGGUGAAAAUAGACAUACACGAGAUUCCGUCAGUCAAGAGCAUCAGCCCCUCCAAGUCCAAGUCUACGCUGACAACGUUCGUGGACUCAUCUAUGGAGACCAUUGUAUGA
Molecule: messenger RNA, 2245 nt
Organism: Branchiostoma belcheri (Belcher's lancelet)
Lineage: Eukaryota; Metazoa; Chordata; Leptocardii; Amphioxiformes; Branchiostomatidae
Product: leucine-rich repeat-containing protein 4B-like
Exons: 1
Coding region: 341-2245 (634 amino acids)
Cellular component (GO): plasma membrane
Molecular function (GO): protein binding
Source: RefSeq, a predicted model, not a curated record